Coccidioides posadasii C735 delta SOWgp is the source of this 3326-nucleotide messenger RNA. RefSeq lists its product as uncharacterized. The record is from RefSeq and is a predicted model, not a curated record. NCBI's taxonomy places the organism in Eukaryota, Fungi, Ascomycota, Eurotiomycetes, Onygenales, Onygenaceae. Gene Ontology annotation, cellular component: nucleus.
GACGACGUUCAGCUUAAUUCACAUCACUCUACCCCAGCUCCAGCCACUUCACACACAUACGCACAAGACCCGUUUUCACUUCCUUUUUUUUUCGUCUCUACUGUGCAGCUGGAAAAAAAAUGCUUUGUGUUGCUGUCACCAUAUAAAUCCCUCCCUUGGCUGACCUGUAACCCGACCAUGCCACCCCGAUUUUAAUCCUGCAUCCUCAGUCUUCCUCACUGCCGUGGAUAGCUAGCACACCUCGCCACGCUCCGAAGCAAUAAUGGCUGCUUUGGAACCUUCAUCGGGUCUGCUGGACAUUGCUAGUUCACUUACCCAAGAUGAGAUCCCUUUCAAACUCCGAUGCGCCAUCUGCAACAAGCUGGCCUUGAACGCAUUUCGGCUUCCCUGUUGCGAUCAAGCUAUCUGCGAAAGCUGCCAGGGCUCUCUUCCAGAAAAUUGUCCCGUGUGCGCUCACACACCGCUGGAUGCAGAUCUAUGCAAACCAAACAAAGCACUAAGAACAACCUUAAAGGCCUUUCUUCGAACAGAGGAGAAGAAAAGAGAAAGGGAGCGGCCAGUAACGAAGCCUGCCGCGGAGCCCGCUGCGCCCACGACGGAAACAGGAACUCCCGCUGAGACACCAGCUCCCGCGGUAGAGCCUCUCGAACCAAACGGCGUUGGUGACGAAGGGGCUCCCGAUCAGUCAGCGAACCCGUUGCCUGCCGAUACGACCUCACAGAACGAGAAACCUGAACCUGCUCCAGCCACGUCUCCUACUAUCAAUGCUACCAUUGCCGAUAAUGAACCUUCACCUACGGAACAGGAGCCCACCGAGACUCAUGUUGAACCUACGAAUGGCAUUGUGAAUGAAGAGUCCACCUCGCUCGAAGUGCCUUCGCAAGCACCUGCCGAUCAAAGCUCCGCCGCGGAAGACGACGGCGGUGCCAUGCAAGAUCCAUCUCAGGCCAGCCAGCCUGUAGACAAUUCGAUGGUGAUGGGCACGAGUAAUCCAAACGGAUUCCAGCCAAUGGGUUGGCAAGGGCCUGCUGAUUUCAACCAGAUGAUGCCACCUUUUAUGGCUAAUGGCAUGCAACCAACCGGCAUGAUGCCGUUUCCGAACCAAAUGGGCCUCCCUGGCAUGCCUGGGAUGGGAAUGGAUCCGAUGGCUGCAUCGCAGGGAAUGUUUACGGACUACGGAAUGAACAUGAAUGGCAUGAGUGGUGAUAUGAGCAUGGGAAUGAAUUUCAAUAACGGUCAGGGAAUGUAUGGAGGCUGGGAUGUUCAGAACAAUAUGUGGAAUGGAGGUCCAGAUAAAUUCAAUGCAAAUGCAUUCGCAAAUCGCAUGGGUUCCGGCUUCGGCCCUUAUUCUGGAUAUCCUGGAUAUAAUAUGUCACAACCACAGGGAAAUUAUCCUCACAUGCACCAUCCUAGCAAUGAUUUCCAUGGACCCUACGGCCCGUAUGGUCGUGGUCCUGGCCGUGGUCGCGGUUUCGGCGGUCGUGGUCGCGGCGGUUACAUGUCGGGUAUGCAUGAUAAUUACCACUCUACUAACCUAGGACCUUUCCAGCACCAGAUCCCACCGCACCUCCAGAGUAACGGUGGCCCCACUCCCGCAGGAACUACCGACGCCCCAGAAAAUCCUCAGCACAAAUUAAACGACGAGACCGCGCCGGGCGGAGAGGAAAAUAUGCGCGAGAAUCAGCCGACAGACGAAGCAACAAAGACCACCGACAAUGCGGCGGCCGCCGAAGAACCACCCGCCGAAACCAAAUCAGCACCCGGAGAUGCCGCGCAGGAGACACUCUCUGCUAUCCCGAGCACGGCUGGGGCCGGAUCUGAGAGUGGGAAUCCUUCCGGUACCGGGGAAGUAAAGUCCGGCCCUCACUCAGUGGGCAACAGUAUUCCAGUGGUUGGAGAGAACUACCAGCCGAACUACGGCCAUAACUAUUUCCCCAGCGGACCAGCUGGCUUUCAACCGUCGCAGCCACCGGUAUCUGCUGGCUAUGGUUUCAACAAUGAACCGAGGGGCAUGGGUGUGGCCGGUGCGCCAGCUGCGCCGCGGGCAAUGAGAGAAGGUCUGCCAAACACUAGUAUUCGUAAUGCUAGAGGAUUUUCGAUUUUAGGUCGCGCAAACGUACAACCUACGCAGCAGCAACAUGUAGACGGCCAAAGUACCUCGCCCGCCAAGACAGGCGAUGAGAAUAGGUCCCAUUCAAGACAAAGGUCACGAUCAAGGUCUAGAUCUCGCUCACGCUCACCGUCACGAAGGUCCCGUGCACAUAGAAAUCGAAGCCGUUCGCGCUAUAGAAGUUACUCGCGCUCACGCUCCCCUGGAUCUUCCCAUGACGAUGAAAGGUCGGACAGACACCGCCACGGCCGAAAAUCCCGCAAGGAUCCUGACCAUGAUGGGGAGGCGAGUGUCAGGUCGAGAUCGGCUUCUGCUGACACCACGCAUCGGCCGUCUCACCGCAGCCGCCGCGAUCGUGAUAGGGUUCGGCGAAGCGAUGAAAAGGGGUCAUCCUCUCGCCGGUAUCGGAGCCCGACGCGUAGAGACGCGCAAGAAGGCUCUAAGGAAAGAUCCUCGUCGAAGGCGCUGCUGGCUGGAGAAGAUGGUGAGAGCCGCCGGCUCGCGCGUGCGAAGGAGAAAGAAGAUAGGCAUCGGCGUCGUGAAAAGGAAAGGGAAAGGGAGAGGGAGAGGGAUCGAGAUCAUCAUCGAAGGCACAAAGAUCGGGAGCAGGAAAAGGAUCGCGACAGGGAGAAGUACCGAGACCGAGACCGCGAGCGGGAGCGGGAACGGGACACAGACAGGGAUAGGGACAGGGAUAGAGAAAGGGAUAGAGACAGGGAGAGAGACCGGGACAGGGAUAAGGGCAAAGAUAAAGAUCGAGGCCGUGACAAGGACCGCGAUCGUAAACGUCGUCGCGAGAGAUCAGAGUCUCGGGCAGAUAGCGAACAUUCACGGCGACAUGCACGACGAGCUCGACGUGAUGAAGCCGACGAACCUGUCAACGGAAGCAGAGACAAGAAGUUGGCGGAACGCGUCCAAGCUAAUGGAACAUCUACCAAAUCGGCAACGGAAGACAAAGAUCCGCAUACCCUAGAGCGUGAAGCGAGAAACAGGGAGCGAAUGUUGAAAGAACAGCAGCGGAGACAGGCCAUGAAUGCUGAUCGCGACAGCCGGAGCAGCCGUCGGCUCGAAAGCAAGCUGGAAAGAAGUCUAUUAGGGGGAAGGCGCUUGAGUUACAAGUACGAAGAUGAAGCCGAUGAUCAGGCGAGGGCAGCGCGUGUGGAGCAAGAGAGGGAGGCAGCACGAUGGGGAUAGAAUGUCGUGUCAUUAGUGCUCU